Camellia sinensis is the source of this 1014-nucleotide messenger RNA. Lineage: Eukaryota; Viridiplantae; Streptophyta; Magnoliopsida; Ericales; Theaceae. The record is from RefSeq and is a predicted model, not a curated record.
AUGGUCAAUGUAUCUAGCAAAUUAACAAAUUCUGGCCACAAGCGAGUUCAACUUAACUUUGGGAAAGUCGCUGAAAUUCCUCUUCGUCAUCGAACCAAUAUCUACUCAUUGUCAAAGGCAUUGAAUCUUCCAAAAUCAACAAUUCAUAGUAGAAUUAAAGAAGGCAAAAUUUGGCCGCAUUCAAAUGCGUUGAAGCAGUAUCUAUCUAAAGAGAACAAGAGAGCAAGACUCCGAUUUUGUGUUUCAAUGCUUGAGCCUAAUAGUCUUCAAGGCCAGCCAAUGUUCAAAUCCAUGUAUGAUUAUGUCCACAUUGAUGAGAAGUUGUUUUACAUCUCCAAAGAAGUAGAGACGUAUUAUCUUCUUCUUGAAGAAGAAGAACCACAUCGUUGUUGUAAAACUACAAAGAACAGUAUAAAUCGUGCAGCUGGUACACUUGAAACAAAGGCAAUUGUAUCGGUAACAAAAGAUGUUAUUCGUGCAUGUUUGAUUGAGAAGGUUCUACUUGCAAUUCGGUCUAAAUGGCCACGUUUCAGUGCAAUGAACAUUAUAUUCAUUCAACAAGAUAAUGCAAGACCACAUGUUGAUCCAUUUGAUGUUAGAUUUCUUGAAGCUUCAAGUAGAGAAGGUUUUGAUAUUCGUUUAUCGUAUCAACCCCCAAAUAGCCCGAAUAUGAAUGUUUUAGCCCUCGAAUAUUUUAGAGCGAUCCAAUCUUUGCAAUAUCAAGAAACACCCACAAAUAUUGAUGAAUUGGUUUAUGCUGUAGAAAAAUCUUUCGAAGAAUUAUCGUGGGAAACUCUUGAUCAUGUAUUUGUAACCUUGCAAGCAUGUAUAUUAGAGGUGAUGAAAAUCAAUGGUGGAAACAAUUACAAAUUGCCACAUAUGGCAAAGAGAAAACUGAUGAGAGAUGGUACUUUGCCUUACCAAAUUCAAUGUGAACCUCAUGUUGUUGAAAAUGCUUUGGCCCAUCUCCAUUUAAGUCCAAGUGAGUUUUUGGAUCUCUUUCUUUGUUUUUAG